CAGGUGCGCCUCUGAAUUACUGUAUUUAGGUUAUGAACGAAUAAACAUACACCGUGUGAAUCUAAUAGAAAAAAGAAAUCUUAUAAAAAUGUCAAUGUUAUUCAGAAAUGUCAUCACAAAAGUACGAACAUGCUCGUAUCAAGCACUAACAUAUUGUACGAAAGUGAUCACAGAGGAAACCAGUCCGAUCAUUUCUAAGGUCAGUUACCAAGAUGAAAAGUUUUUCUAUCAAAAACCACGAGAGGUAUGGAUAGAGAACUUAGACACUAUUGAAAGAAAAAAAUUGGGACUUGUAACUUUACAUCCCGAUGUUUUUGGUGCCGCUCCACGAAUAGAUAUUAUCCAUCAGAAUGUUCAAUGGCAACGAAUGUACCGCUGGGUGAACUAUGCAAAUACAAAAACUCGAGCAGAAGUACGGGGUGGUGGUAGAAAACCAUGGCCGCAAAAAGGAUUGGGACGUGCCCGUCAUGGAAGUAUACGUUCGCCAUUAUGGCGAAAGGGUGGUGUUGCACAUGGACCUCGAUCUCCUACACCACAUUUCUAUAUGCUUCCUUUCUUCACUCGUGUUGCUGGACUUACAACCACAUUAUCUAUCAAACUUGCUCAAGAUGAUUUAUACAUAAUUAAUGAUCUUGAAGUUCCAACAAAUGAAUCCUCGUAUAUUGACGAAUUGAUAGAAGCAAGACAUUGGGGUCCUUCUGUAUUGUUUGUUGAUUCUGAGGAUAUUAUGCCCCCCAACAUAACAGAAGCUACAGACACAAUAAAACAUGUGAACUUAAUGCCUGUAUACGGGCUAAAUGUUUAUAGUAUGCUAAAACAUGACACUUUAAUCCUCACUGAAAGGGCUGCACGUUUAAUUGAGGAUAAAAUAUUAUAUAACAUGCAUAGGCCAGAUUAUACAAAAUUAACAAAGAAGUUUAAACUUAAUCAGAUUUAGAAAAUAAAAAAAGCAAACAUUAAAUACCUGUUUACCAUUUA
Messenger RNA from Osmia bicornis bicornis, 978 nucleotides. RefSeq names its product 39S ribosomal protein L4, mitochondrial (gene mRpL4). Bases 89 to 937 code for a protein of 282 amino acids. Lineage: Eukaryota; Metazoa; Arthropoda; Insecta; Hymenoptera; Megachilidae. The record is from RefSeq and is a predicted model, not a curated record. Gene Ontology annotation, biological process: translation. The transcript has 3 exons. Gene Ontology annotation, molecular function: structural constituent of ribosome. Gene Ontology annotation, cellular component: ribosome.